CCAGUUGCCUGUACUGUAGGAAAAAAAAAAUAAAAAAUCCUUCCAUGUUUGGUUGAAAAGAAGAACAAAACCACCACCACCACCGCGAUGACCUCCUCAGCUGUUCGAUUUCACCGCUUCAAACUCCGCAAAAAACCCUAGCUCCUCUUCUUCCUCCUUUAAAUUAGCUUCAUUUUUUUCCUUCUUUUGGAAUUAAUAUUUGUAUUUUACAAACAAACAGAAAAGGGAAAAAAAUGGAUGCAGUGGUAGAAGCUUCACUCCUCGGUCGCUCCACAUCUGUAACCGUUCCCAAACCCCCAUUUCGCAAUUUCCGAACUUUGACUUUCAAAUUUUUCCCCAAAUUUCCCUCAAGAAACGGAGUUUACACUUACCGCCCCACAAUUAUCAACUCCACUUCAUCCCCCAGUUCGAGAAAUCUAUUCAAUUCCCAACGGAUUAGAAUUAGUCCGAAAAUUGAAGCUUUUAGUGGUUCGUUAGCAAUUAGUAGGGAUUACGAGGGGGAGAAUGUGGAAAAAUCUUCGGGGACGGCAGUGGCAGGGACGAAUUCAGGUUUUGUGGAGGUUUCAUUGAGGAGAGGAUUGGUUUUGGCAGUGUUUAUUUGUGGGUUUAUGGUGUUGUCGUGUCGCAAAGCGGUGGCGGUGGAGGGAGUACUGAAUGCGGGAUGGAAUGGCGUUUUUGAGAGGAGUGGGAUGGCUUUGAGGAGUUCUUGGCCUAAGGUUUUGCAGGUUCUUUGGGUUUUUAAGGAGCAAGGUCUGGUUCUGGCUGCGUUGUUGGGUUUAUCGGCGUUUUUCUCCAUGGCUGAGACCUCUAUAACUACUCUUUGGCCUUGGAAGGUGCGGGAGCUAGCUGAAAAAGAAUCUGAAAAUGGUGUUUUUAAAAUGCUCCGUAGCGAUGUUACUCGGUUUUUGACGACUAUCCUCAUUGGCACAACCGUGGUUAAUAUUGGAGCUACGGCAUUGGUUACAGAGGCUGCAACGGCAAUAUUUGGUGAAGCUGGUGUGAGUGCUGCGACUGGAGUAAUGACGGUGGCUAUUUUGCUCCUCACUGAAAUUACUCCAAAAAGUAUAGCUGUUCAUAAUGCCACCGAUGUUGCUAGGUUUGUGGUCAGGCCUGUGGCGUGGCUUUCCUUGAUACUGUAUCCUGUAGGAAGAGUGGUCACAUAUUUGUCAAUGGGAAUGCUGAAACUCCUUGGUUUGAAGGGAAGAAGUGAACCUUAUGUUACUGAAGAUGAAUUGAAGUUAAUGUUGCGUGGAGCAGAGUUAAGUGGGGCAAUUGAGGAGGAAGAACAGGACAUGAUUGAAAAUGUGUUAGAGAUAAAAGAUACACAUGUAAGAGAGGUGAUGACACCUCUUGUUGAUGUUGUUGCAAUUGAUGCCAGUGCAACACUUGUUGAUUUUCAUGAUUUGUGGGUGACUCAUCAGUACUCCAGAGUGCCUGUCUUUGAACAGCGUAUUGACAACAUAGUUGGCAUUGCCUAUGCAAUGGAUCUUCUAGAUUUUGUCCAAAAGGGGGAUCUACUAGAAAGUUCUGUUGUGGGAGAUAUGGCACAUAAACCUGCAUACUUUGUGCCUGAUUCGAUGUCAGUGUGGAAUCUUCUUAGGGAGUUCCGCAUCAGAAAAGUACAUAUGGCUGUUGUUCUUAACGAGUAUGGAGGAACUAUUGGAUUAGUAACACUUGAAGAUGUGGUUGAGGAAAUUGUUGGUGAGAUCUUUGAUGAAAAUGAUUCAAGUCAGGAGGAAAUUCAGAAAAAAACUGGUUAUAUUGUAAUGCGGGCUCAAGGCAUAUACGAUGUGGAUGCGAACACCUCUAUUGACCAUCUUUCUGAGGAUCUAAAUAUCAAAAUGCCUGAGGGUCAUCAGUAUGAGACGGUGUCUGGUUUUGUCUGCGAAGCAUUUGGUUACAUCCCAAGGACUGGUGAGACUAUAAAAGUGGUGCUUGAAAGGGAAAAUGAAGAAGAGAAUGAUGAGUAUAAAGAGGCAGAAUCUGAUCGGACAGAUCAACAUGAAAAGAGUCAAAUAUUUAAGCUUGAGAUACUAGCGGGAAAUGCUAGAAAGGUGAGUGCCGUCCGGUUUGAAAGGGUAAACCAAGAUGAUGAAUCGGAGACAAAAGAGGUGACCCGGUUGUUCCCUAAGAUUAUGAAGAAGAAAUGGGGUGCUGAUGGCGACACAGACAAGGCCGACGAUGGGGUCCUAGUUAAGGAGAUAGUCGACCACAACCUUUCUGAUGACACUGUAAAUGCUGAGCAGGUUGACAAUCAUGACCAUCAAAUCAAACAAUAAUAAUAGCAUUUCACAUUCUAACGAC
This is a messenger RNA of Coffea eugenioides, 2304 nucleotides long. RefSeq names its product putative DUF21 domain-containing protein At3g13070, chloroplastic. The transcript is spliced from 14 exons. Gene Ontology annotation, molecular function: flavin adenine dinucleotide binding. The record is from RefSeq and is a predicted model, not a curated record. Bases 234 to 2279 code for a protein of 681 amino acids. Lineage: Eukaryota; Viridiplantae; Streptophyta; Magnoliopsida; Gentianales; Rubiaceae.